This is a messenger RNA of Protobothrops mucrosquamatus (brown spotted pit viper), 1489 nucleotides long. RefSeq names its product sphingomyelin phosphodiesterase acid like 3B (gene SMPDL3B). Gene Ontology annotation, molecular function: sphingomyelin phosphodiesterase activity. Gene Ontology annotation, biological process: sphingomyelin catabolic process. The record is from RefSeq and is a predicted model, not a curated record. The transcript is spliced from 8 exons. NCBI's taxonomy places the organism in Eukaryota, Metazoa, Chordata, Lepidosauria, Squamata, Viperidae.
GCAGAUCUGCGGUGCUUGUUGGCCACGAAACCAAAAUGGACUUUUGGAAGAUUCUAUUGCUGUUGAUGCAUUGCAGAAAUGUAAUUGCCACUUCAGGUUCCUUCUGGCAUAUCUCAGACCUUCAUCUUGACCCAGAGUAUCAAAAGUCCUCCGAUCCCUUGAAGGUGUGUCCAUCUGCUGGCACUCAGCCAGUGAUCAGUGCAGGAACCUGGGGUGAUUACUUGUGUGACUCUCCCUGGAUUCUUAUCAACUCUUCUAUUUAUGCCAUGAAGAAGAUUCUUCCUGAUCCAGACUUUAUUCUUUGGACUGGAGAUGAUACUCCUCAUGUGCCAGAUGAAAAGCUGGGAGAUGAAACAGUGUUGGAAAUAAUAAAAAAGCUAACUAACCUAAUCAGACAUGUCUUUCCAGGUAAAAAAAUAGUAGAAUAAGUGGGCAAUAACAAGCUAAGUCCUAAAAAUCUCAUACCCAUUCAAAGAAUCCAGUUGAUCAACUUAGCUGCUUCCUACCAUACAUUUUCUGAUCCAAACUGACGUAUUCACUGUUUUGCAGGUGCUUUUUACAGUCAAUUGCUGCCUGGUCUUGGACCAAGAAGGCGAAUAAUUGUCCUCAACACCAAUCUGUACUAUGAAAGUAAUAAUCGGUCCGUGAGUCUGGAGGAUCCAGGAGGCCAAUUCCAGUGGCUGCAAACUCUGUUGACCAAGGCAUCAGAAACAGGAGAAAAGGUCUAUAUUAUUGGACAUAUUCCUCCUGGUGUCUUUGAAAAGAAACGAGGCAAACCCUGGUUCCGAAAACACUUCAACCAAAGAUAUACAGAAAUCAUUCAGAAACAUCAUGCUGUAAUUGCAGCACAAUUUUUUGGGCAUCACCAUACAGAUAGCUUUAGAAUGUUCUAUGAUAACACAGAUUUCCCGAUCAGUGUCAUAUUUUUAGCUCCAGCAGUUACACCUUGGAAAACAACCUUGCCAGGUGUGCAGAAUGGAGCCAACAACCCUGGCAUCCGUGUUUUUAAAUAUGACCGUGAGACUCUGCUCGUGAAGGAUAUAGUAACUUACUAUUUAAACCUCACCCAUGCUAACAUGGGUACUCCAGAGUGGAAGAAAGAAUACAGCCUGACAGAGGCAUACCAGAUCCCGGAUGGUUCUGUUCGCUCCAUGCAUCUGCUUCUGGAGAAGCUUAUGAAAGAUGAAAGCCAGCUCCAGAAGUACUACCAAUAUAAUUCAGUUCAGUACGAUAGCACAUUCUGCGAUGACAGCUGCCAGACAGAUCACAUCUGUGCUAUCAGAGAAGUUGACUUUGAAAGAUACAAUCAAUGUGUUACAGCCAGAAGUGCUGCAGCUGCAACACCAAUUCUGGACAUUUUCUUAUUUUGCCCCACAAUGGGUCUCAUUACUUUAGGUCUCUUGGACGUCUUGAGCAAGCUGGGCCACAAAUAGCACCACGUGGAUUCCACAAGAGUAAAGAAACAUAGAAUGGAAACUAAUCAAGGAGA